GCCAUUGAACUUUGGAUCGAGAAGCACGCAAAAAGCACUCACCCGAAAGGAAAAAGAAGCUCAGCUUCCUGUUUCAUCCCUCUGCAGAUUUGUCACUUGUGAUCGACGUCCCUUCUUCACAUCUUUCUCAUUCCCACCAAAGUUUCCAUUUUUACGCGUAAAACUCACCCCAUAAAGCUAGUCACCCCCUCAAGAACACCCUUCGCUCUGCCUCUCAUGAGUGGUCCUUUUCGUUCAGUAUUAUCUGGUUCAGAGGCUUUUUGCUCGAGUUGGUCAGCAAGACCAUCAUCAAUGAAACGCUCGUCGGAUCUGAUGAUCUUGUUUCUGAUUGCAUGGCUUGUUUCGGCGGUCGCUGUCGUGGAGGACGAUGUCAAGUGCUUGCAGGGUCUCAAAGCCUCGCUCAGCGACCCGCAAGGGACGCUCGGUUCUUGGAGAUUCGCGAGCUCGUCGGUCGGGUUCAUAUGCAAGUUCGUGGGCGUUUCUUGCUGGAACGACCAAGAGAAUCGUGUGAUCAGCCUCGAGCUCCGGGGCAUGGACCUGACAGGGCAGAUUCCGGAGUCACUGCAGUAUUGCCAGAGCUUGCAGACCUUGGAUCUCUCCAACAAUGGCCUCUCUGGUACAAUCCCUUCUCGAAUAUGCACGUGGCUUCCUUACUUGGUGACCCUCGAUCUGUCAAGCAAUGGCCUUUCGGGCUCUAUACCACACGAGCUAGUGAACUGCACUUACUUGAACAAUCUUGUGCUCUCGAAUAAUCGCCUGACCGGGACUAUACCAUACGAGUUCUCGACUCUAGAUAGGCUCAAGAAGUUCUCGGUCGCGAACAAUGAUCUGAGAGGCACGGUCCCUUCCUUCUUUGAUGGGUUUGGUAAGGCAAGUUUUGCAGGGAACGGUCUCUGUGGAGGGCCUUUAGGGAAGUGUGGUGCGUUGAGCAAGAAGAACCUGGCGAUCAUCAUUGCCGCUGGGGUUUUUGGUGCAGCUGCAUCUCUGUUGCUAGGUCUGGGCCUGUGGUGGUGGUAUCAUCUGAGGGUUGUGAGGAGGAGGAAGAGAAUGUACGGGAUGGGGAGGGAUGAUGAUAGUGCUUGGGUUGAGAGGCUUAGGGCUCAUAAGCUGGUCCAGGUUUCUCUGUUCCAAAAGCCGAUCGUCAAGGUCAAGUUGGCCGAUCUAAUGGCCGGCACAAACAAUUUCAGCGCGGAGAAUAUAAUCAUAUCCACUAGGACUGGAUGCACUUAUAAGGCCAUCCUUCCGGAUGGAUCCGCGCUUGCGAUUAAGCGGCUCAAUACUUGUAAGCUCGGGGAAAAGCAGUUCAGGUUGGAGAUGAAUCGGUUAGGACAGCUGAGGCACCCGAAUUUGACGCCCCUUUUGGGGUUUUGUUUAGUGGAGGAAGAGAAGCUGUUGGUUUACAAGCACAUGUCCAAAGGCACUCUUCACUCUUUGCUCCUUGGAAGCAGUGUUUUAUUGGAUUGGCCAACUAGGUUCCGGGUCGGUUUAGGCAUCGCUAGAGGCCUCGCUUGGCUUCAUCACGGGUGCGAUCCACCCUUCUUGCAUCAGAACUUGUGCUCCAACGUGAUCCUUAUCGAUGAAGACUUUGAGGCCCGAAUAGUUGAUUUCGGCUUGUCGAGGCUCAUGACUACCACGGAGUCCGACGGGAGCAGUUUCGUGAAUGGCGACUUAGGGGAGUUUGGUUAUAUUGCCCCAGAAUACUCGAGCACCAUGGUUGCUUCGAUGAAGGGGGAUGUUUAUGCGUUUGGUGUGGUGCUUUUGGAGUUGGUAACGGGGCAAAAGCCUCUAGCGGUGAGCAUCCCUGAUGAAGAAUUCAAGGGUAAUCUAGUGGAUUGGGUGAAUGUGCUCUCUAGCACCGACAGAACUAAGGAUGCCGUCGACAAAACUCUCUGGAAACACGGUUACGACGGCGAAAUUCUGCAGUUCCUUAAAAUCGCUUGCAGUUGCAUAGUUACUCGACCCAAGGACCGAUGGUCCAUGUACCAGGCUUACCAGUCAUUGAAGAGCAUGGCCGAAGAGCAGGGUAUGACGGAGCAAUACGACGAGUUUCCUCUCAUUUUCUUGAAGCAGGAUAGUGAGUCGAUGUAGCUUAAGGGGGAAGAGUCGAAGCUUGAUGCAAUUGUCAGUCUUCGGUUCCCAUGGAAAUUCAAAAGUAUUUGGUAAAAACUCGCAAACAUCACUUGUGUAAAGAGUGGCGCAAUCUGCAUCUUCAGCAGCAUACGUAAUUUUUCUAGAUGAUGGAUGGCAAUAAGCUAUUUAGCUCUUGGUUCUUGCAUUUAUCAGGAGCAUAUGAUAUUUUCUGGUUCUUUUCUGUGUGGGAAGAGGUUUUCAUCAUUUAUUUGCUCCCCUGCUUAUCGAUUCAUAGUUCACUGCGGUAAUUAACAUCCAUCAGCUGCCAUAUUUUACUUUCUCAUGCCUCUACCGGUUAUCCGGACCGGAUAUUCGCUUGUUGUUCAUGCAUAG
Molecule: messenger RNA, 2463 nt
Organism: Rhodamnia argentea
Lineage: Eukaryota; Viridiplantae; Streptophyta; Magnoliopsida; Myrtales; Myrtaceae
Product: probable inactive receptor kinase At1g27190
Exons: 1
Coding region: 217-2088 (623 amino acids)
Biological process (GO): protein phosphorylation
Molecular function (GO): ATP binding; receptor serine/threonine kinase binding; protein kinase activity
Source: RefSeq, a predicted model, not a curated record